This is a messenger RNA of Trichophyton rubrum CBS 118892, 2161 nucleotides long. RefSeq lists its product as uncharacterized. Bases 1355 to 2161 code for a protein of 268 amino acids. Lineage: Eukaryota; Fungi; Ascomycota; Eurotiomycetes; Onygenales; Arthrodermataceae. The transcript has 3 exons. Gene Ontology annotation, molecular function: DNA-binding transcription factor activity. The record is from RefSeq and is a predicted model, not a curated record. Gene Ontology annotation, biological process: regulation of DNA-templated transcription.
CCCUAUCCUUCCACUUAAUCUAUCGACAAUAGCAUCUGCCCCCUAAAGGCGGCCCGUCUUCUCCAUGCCAGUCCAAGCUGGCUAUCUGACUUGCUUCUUUAAAUAGUGCACACCACGAACGAAAUGAGCUAUAUCUUCGGAUAUGCUACUUACGAAUCGGCUUGUAGCCUAGACUGGAGUCAUGAUAAUUCUGCAAGACAGAGUCGACGUCUGCCUGUGUGUUCCACAGCUCGUGAAACGACCAAAUGCGAGGUCGAAGAGCAAGGGUGCUGUGGACUGCAAAAAUAAAUAAAUAAAAUAAAAAUAAAACGAGAAAAUAUCGAUCAGGAGAAAAGGCCUUGAGGGUGGAAAAAGCCUCCGCCAUAAUGUUUUACAUGCAUCUCCAUUUAAUGCUGGAUGCCGGCCAGGGCGGUUGGGAAAACGAGGAAUUGCGGCUUACAGCAAGGCAUCCUGCUUGGAUGGUUGGGGGGAUGAGGCUGGUUUUUGGUGAUAUAGGCACGCCUGAAGAAAAGGCUGCCAGCUUUUGCUACCCGUAUUUGUUGAUAUUAAACCUACCGUCAAGGUGGCUCAGCACCGCAAUACAGCUAUUCGUCCUGAUAUUGAGGGUUGGCCCUCGUUGGCCCACGAGCAAGUGGUAAUUAGUUAGUUUCAUGCAUCUACAUGGAAACUGGUUAACACAGCUUGGGGGUGAACUAACUUAUCCAGAAAGCCAGCAGGGGCACUCUGUAGGCCGGCCAGUUGGUUGAUACACUAACUGCCCCGGCCGUGUAGUUAACUAGUUAGUUUACCAAAUGACCAACUGCCUGGUUAGCUAGAGUUAACUGAUUGAUCGCUGAAUAACUGGACGGCGAGCCAGAUCUUUGGACCCUGCAACAGUUCCCACGCAUGUCCGCGGAUCUUCUGAGGGAGAUAUCAGCCUCUACCCAUUCCGGCUGGCCAUGGAUAGGACAAGGCUUCUCUCUUGGUUCGCCUUCUUGGUCAUGAUUGACUCGGGGCGGUCUUCCCGUUGAGCAGGAUGUUCAGCCUUCCGGCUAACCUUUCAGUUUUUUUUUAUUUGCUCGACCAGGGUGCUCCGUAUACAUCUGCUUGAUGCCUCUAGAUCUAUAUAUAGGAUCGCCAUUGAUCAUCUGGAGUCGGCCCAUAUGUACAUGUAGGUAUAUAUAUUCCUUGGCCGAUCCUCUGUCCCAACAUCCUAUGAAACCAGAUAUUCACAAUUGCUAUUACUCCGUACACUACUCGUUCACAUCGUCCCAAGCAUCAUUGCCCAGUAGCCCAUCCUGUUAGCCAGCUGGUUACAGACCCAGAUAACCAACUAGCCACUCAAAGAACGGCCGUUCAGCGUUGGGAUACCACCAUGGCCGACUACCAAAACAACCAACCACCUCACUGUCAGGAAUCAUAUGUAUCAAAGUUCUCCGUCAGGAGUGCAUUUAGUCCCCAUGCCCACCCGAACGAGGAUUGGGCGAAGAUAUCCGAUCUUGCGGAGAGACGUCGGAUCCAGAACAGAAUCGCUCAACGGAACUACCGCAAGAAGCUAAAGAAGAGGCAAGAGGACCAACUCAGGCAGACAACCUCUUCUCCCGAACACUCGCCUGACGAGAGCAGUUCGGUCAGGGAUGACCCCUACGCAGCUGAAUCUGAGAACAUCGAACAACACACAGCCCGGUCACUGAAGCCUGUUCUACGGCCGAGACUAUCGUCAAACUCGCCCCAUACCAACUUUCAACUGACGCAGGAAUCACCACCGGCUCUGUAUUCUCAGUCGUAUGAAAGCGUCAGCUCUAUAUCCUCGGCUCCCAUGGUCACGUAUUCUCCCUAUAGCACGUAUUCAGAUGGCUCUAUAUCUGCGUCAUACUCCUGUGCUCCUCUACCAGGGGUGAUACCGGAUAUCUAUGGUGUCCAGGGCCAGCGGCUGGGGAUCGAUGGUCCAGAGCCUUCAAUAUCGCCCCCAUACUUUGUAUCCCCCAGACCAGAAAGAUACUGCGGCAUUGACGUGGAUUACCUCUCCUCGUCCGAUCUGGCAGUCACUUCCACUGCAACCAUCGCGGCAACCAUGUCUCCAUACAUGAAGAUGUCGGGCCCGAUGUACCAUUACGACUACUCAGACUUGUACCCAAUUUCUACCGCCCCGGGGAGCAGCUCAAUGUCGCAACGAUACUAA